AUGUAUUUUUCUGCCUGGUGGUCUGCGGAUGGUAUCACUCUAGCCGGGGCACUGGAUUUGGAGAACAAUCCCAGGAAGGGAGCAGACGCAUGCUACGGCCUGAGCCCUGCGCAAAUGGUCACUUGGAUUCAAGAUUUCUCCGACACCUACGUGUCCAAGACCAGUCGGUAUCCGGUGAUAUACAUGACCAAAUCUUGGUGGGAACAGUGUACUGGUGACUCGGUUGCCUUUGGUAGCACCAAUCCCCUGUGGAUUGCCCAUCCAGGUACCUCUUUGGCAGGCCAUCUUCCUCAGGGCUGGAAGACUGCCACGUUUUGGCAAUAUGCUCUCUCCGGUUCUAAUCCUGGUGACCAAGAUUAUUUCAUAGGUGACUCGGCUGCCUUGAAGUCUUUUGCUCGUGGGUGA
Molecule: messenger RNA, 405 nt
Organism: Penicillium cataractarum
Lineage: Eukaryota; Fungi; Ascomycota; Eurotiomycetes; Eurotiales; Aspergillaceae
Product: glycoside hydrolase family 25 protein
Exons: 2
Coding region: 1-405 (134 amino acids)
Biological process (GO): cell wall macromolecule catabolic process; peptidoglycan catabolic process; carbohydrate catabolic process
Molecular function (GO): lysozyme activity
Source: RefSeq, a predicted model, not a curated record